AUGAUCAAGUUUGGGUACGAUUUCUUCGAAGGGCUUGACAACGUGCAGUAUCUGGAUAUGUCAUCGAACCACCUAACGGCUGCGUACGUUGGGUCAUCCAUCGCGCACUCGUGCUCGAAUCAGUUCUGCGCUGUCAAAGUCUUAAAUUUGACCAACAAUAACAUCUCAACUUUCCCAACGGUGGUCUUCAACGUGGACAACUUGCAAGAACUAUACAUCGCAGAGAACGAUAUCACUGAUUUCAAUAUCAGUUCGACGGUCUUCAGUGCUAUCCAGGCGUUGCUGGCGUUCGACUCUGAUCUUCCUGACGCGUCAGCUACUUGCACUGACGGGGCGUGGCAAACUGCACACAAUCGAACUUUUUGCGUGGCCGACGACAGCGCUACAACUGAGACCGCAUCGUCAGGCGGCUCCAACUCUUUGCUCAUCGGCCUAGUAGCAGGAGGCUGUAUCAUCGUCAUCGCCGUGGCUGCGCUUCUUCUUUGGCGGCACUUCUCCUACAAGAAGGCUCAGCGCAUGUCCUCUUCAAAAGACGACUUCUACUCGCAAGAUUUUGGCGACACGCUCGACUUCGACGAUACGCAAGUACAAGUGGACCCGGUGUUCUUGAACGACCCAGUGAUCGUCACGAACCGCCUGGACCACAAGCUGCUGAAGAUGGGCAAGUGUAUCAGCAAGGGCGGCUUCGGGCUGGUGUUCAUGGGCGAAUACAAGGGCAGACGCGUCGCCAUCAAGAAGAUCCGCCCGGACCGCAGUGCUUCCGCGGCCGAGAUCGAGCAAUUCCUCAAGGAGAUCAUCAUGAUGGCAGUGCUGUACCAUCCUCGCAUCGUCGAGUUCGUUGGUGUGGCUUGGGACAACCUCAGACACCUGUCCGCAGUGACCGAGUUCAUGGACAAUGGCGACCUGCGCGAUGUACUGCACGGCUACAAGCUCAAGGGCGAGCGUCUCUCGUGGGAGUCGCACAAAGCCACAAUUGCGCUGCAUAUUGCGGAGGCCUUGUCAUACCUUCACGCGCUCAAGCCCAAGAUCAUCCACCGCGAUCUCAAGUCCAAGAACGUGCUGCUCAACAUGUACCUGGAGGCCAAGCUGAGCGAUUUUGGUAUUGCGCGCAUGCGGUACCUGGUCGAGACGCACAUGACUGCGGGGGUGGGGACGUCGUUCUGGAUCGCCCCCGAGGUGCUCCUGGGUCGAGAUUACGAUGAAGCGGCGGAUAUCUACUCGUUCGGCGUGGUGCUGUCCGAGAUCGACACGGACGACUAUCCGUUCUGGAACGACGAGAACAAGUCGAACCGCGGCAAGAUCCAGGAGGCGGAGAUCUUGAGCUUGGUGGCGGAGGGAAAGCUGCGUCCGAGCUUCUCGAGCGACUGCCCCAAGGCCAUUCUAGACCUGGCGGACUGCUGCCUGCAGAAAGACCCGGGCGACCGCCCCACCGCCGCCGAGAUCGUGGUGAUCCUUGAGCGCAUGAUCCACGCGUCUGAACGCAGCUCGUCCUCGUUGCAGUCGGGCGUCUGGUCUGUCACGACCUCGGACGAGGGGAACAACGCCGACUAA
This is a messenger RNA of Phytophthora sojae, 1551 nucleotides long. RefSeq lists its product as hypothetical. The coding region runs from base 1 to 1551 and encodes 516 amino acids. The record is from RefSeq and is a predicted model, not a curated record. The transcript is spliced from 5 exons. Lineage: Eukaryota; Oomycota; Peronosporomycetes; Peronosporales; Peronosporaceae. Gene Ontology annotation, biological process: protein phosphorylation. Gene Ontology annotation, molecular function: protein kinase activity; ATP binding.